Molecule: messenger RNA, 1596 nt
Organism: Cylindrotheca closterium
Lineage: Eukaryota; Bacillariophyta; Bacillariophyceae; Bacillariales; Bacillariaceae
Source: the annotation of a GenBank genome assembly
AUGAUCCCUAGAGAUCCCCAUUUCACGUCGUACGGAGAUGCUAGCUUCCUUGGAGGAGGUGCCUAUUCUGACGAACUUCUCUUUUGGUUCCGCAUUGUUUGGAGCCCCGCUAUUGUUGCUGGUACAAAACUGAAAGCCAGCAACCCCAACUACGUCCACAUCAACAGCCUUGAGUUCUUGGUAGCCUUUCUCCAGGAAAUUGCCACGGUUGUCCGCCUUGAAGGAACUUCCCAUGCCCAUCCAGGCCUGGCCCACAAAUUCCCCAACGGAUUUUCCCAAUUCCCAGUUCUGCUCAACCGCACUGACAACACACCCACUGAGAAAUGGAUGAAUGACGCCCGCACAAACAGCCCUUUUGCACGCCUUUUGGUCGACUUGCAUGGUCAGCUCCUCAAACGCUCCCCUCUGACUGCUCUUUCUGAUCAUAUCCCUGACAUUUCGCACUUUACCUUGGAUGAGAAACUACGAUUAUUUCCAGCCGAGUCCCGAACUUUGCUCCGUCCUGCGCUCCUGUCUAUUCUCCAAUCCAAAGCAGGCGCCACCGACGAUCCCCGCAAAUCUGGGACACUUCGUUCCCGCCGACUCCAUUUCCUCAAGUUUUGCUAUGAUAUGAACCUGCGCGACGACUAUUUAAUGAAUGGCCCUGACUUCCCUCACGAACGCCGCGUCGCAACCUUUGCACUCUACACAGUGGCACUUGCUACCGGUCGCACAAUUAAAGGCCAAUACAUCAAGUCUGCCACAAUCAAGCAGUACCUCCAUGCGGCAGCAUCUUUUAUCUGCCUUUUCACCGGUCGUGAUCCCCGAUACAACAACCCGAGCGACACCAAAAUGUCACCCGAUAUUCAUGCCACCAUUGCUGAAGUGGAGCGCCAUGAAAACGUUCCCAAUAAACUUGAGCCCUACACCCUCGACAUGCAACAACACCUCGAGCACCGCAAUAUCGACACCAAAGCCCACCGAGACGGUCUCUGGAAAACAUGUGAAGACUGGAACAGUAUCGGCCUCCUCGAUGGCCACCGCCUGUCCGAGUAUGCCCAAACUUCCGCCAACAAAAAUAUUGGCGACCAAGCAACCUUUGACGGCAUUUCCAUUGCAUUUUGUGUCAAAGAUGUUACCUGUUUCGACAAGUUUAAACGCAAAGUAUCCAUUUCCGAUUUCCUUCAGAAUCCAGACCUUGUUUGGCGCAUAAAAACGCGUUUCUCCCAUCAGAAGAACGGUAACCAUGGGGAAGAAAAACUUUUUAUUCGCAGUGAAAAGUCCCCACUCCGUUGCUACAUCCGUCGGAUGCAUUCCAUCCUUUCCCGGUUUGACCGAUUGAUCGGCAUCACCACAACCAAUGUCCCCCUUGCGGUAUACCAAGAUGGCGCCCGCGUCCUCUUCCUUCAUGACGCAGAAAUCACCCGUGUCAUGCGCCAUGUUGCUUGUUCGCUCUACAACCUAGACCCCAAACAAGACAAGACCAUUGCCAUCCCCACCAUUUCCCUCUGUGGUGGUGGUUGCUUUGAGCAUUUCUUCCACCUGAUGGUUCAACAAAUGAUUGUUGCAAGGGAUAUGAGGGACUUUCAAAUCUCUUGCAGUUUUUUUGUUAGUUGA